UCAGCCCAACAGAUUCUGCGUUGUUGCAGAGUCACUGCGCUUGGUUCGUGUGUAAACAACAGGGGAGAGAAAGAAAAGUCUCGAACUAGGCCAGCAAAUUCUGCCUUUUUCCAAAAUCGUCUGUAAUGUAACUGAAAUUGUAGAAACCUUACUGUAAGUUUGUGGAAAUACAGUUUUAUUCUAAAAAGGCCAUACAUCUUGUUAGUCGUGUGGGUGGUUGUUGAGGAACGAGCUAGGCUAGGUAGCUAGCUACAUUUAGCCAUUUAGUCUGUCUGUUCUGUUAGCUUAGCCCAGCGGGCUAGCUGUAUUCGAGGGCCCGUUCAACGCAUCGCCCUGGUUGGAAGUCCUUGCAUGUCAAGGCAGUCUUCACUCUGGACUGUGGGCAGGAUUUCCUAAGCCUGCGUCUGUGUGUGUUUUAGCUGGGUGGCUGGUCAGAACUACCUCCUCCCACCAUGGAGAGAGGGGGGAAGGACUGCGAGGAGGACACUCUCCAAACGGCCUUCAAGAAGCUACGGGUGGAUGCUGAAAGCCUGCCUGCUGCUGUGUGUGUCUCAGAGGCCUUGAGUCCCAGAGCUGGGUCUCAGGUGUGUACAGAGAUGGGCGGGGCCAGACCCAAGCUCAGCUGCCCUAAAGAGAACUGGCAUGGCUGUAUGAGGAAGUCCUCCAGAGGAGUGGUGAGGAGCCAGAGGAGGAGAAGGUCCAAGUCUCCCAUCCUCCACCCUCCAAAGUUCACCUACUGCAGCUCCAAGAUGUCGCCCCCUUCUGGUCAACUCAAGCACCAGCGCCUGGCUGUGGACCUGGACACAUGUAGCCCCUCCCCUCUCUGUGCCCCGCCCAGAAGGGAACAGCUGCUGUCAUCCAGCCACACCCCCUCUCCAGUGUUUGGAGCACCUGGAUAUGAGCCCCUCCCCCAUGCUUCUGCUGCCUCUCCGGAAGGUUCCGCCUCCACCCAUCUGGACGGCAGCCCCAGAAGGGCCCUGUCUGACGAGGAGAGCAGCCCAGAGACAGGUGCUUGUGCUGGGGCAGACCCUGGCGUUGAGGCUGGGUCCGGGACGGGAGCCUCUGACUUCCAGGCCCUGUGUAAGCUCCACGAUGGUGAUGGCGGGGCUCCAUGCCCCUGCCCUCAUGACGAGGGAGAGGGAUCCUGCCGGUGUCACUGUCCUGGGUGGCAGGGUGUGGAGGUGUACUCCUUCACUGGCCUCCGCGAUGUCAUCUCCGAGUGCGAGAGGAACCUGACCAGUCCCGAGGACGCCUCCACCGCCCCUCCGCACCGCAGAACUCAGGCCGCAGGCUCCGCCGCUCCCAGCACCACAGCUGUGACGUCAUCAUCAGGCUCCCCACGCUCCUGCUCCGAACAGGCCCGGGCCUACGUUGAUGACAUCACUAUAGAGGACCUUUCCGGAUACAUGGAGUAUUAUCUUUAUAUUCCCAAGAAGAUGUCGCAUAUGGCAGAGAUGAUGUAUACUUAAAAUGAGAUAAGGAAAUUGAUCAAUAUGGGGAUGGAGUAAGAGAGGGUCAGCCAUGGAGAUGUAAUUUAAAUACUAAGGUCUAAUAACAGCAGCUGAGUGCACCACUGCAGUAUCAGUUCAGUUGUUUUCUGUUUCAAUCUACCCAUACUAGCUUGUUAUCUUUUCAUUACUUUAUUUUUUUGGGGUUUACAAAUGAAGUUGCCAAAGCUUUGACCCUUGCAGACCCCUGCAGCUGGGAUAUGUUGGUAUGUGCAGGCUUGUGAUACCAUGCGUGAUUGUCGUUCAAACCACAAGAACAGGGCCACACCCUCUGGAGAUUCCAAUUCAUUCAAUAAAAUAUUUUUUGUUGAAAACGAA
Hypomesus transpacificus is the source of this 1826-nucleotide messenger RNA. It is a transcript of the gene oser1, whose product is annotated as oxidative stress responsive serine-rich 1. Bases 453 to 1469 code for a protein of 338 amino acids. NCBI's taxonomy places the organism in Eukaryota, Metazoa, Chordata, Actinopteri, Osmeriformes, Osmeridae. The transcript is spliced from 4 exons. Gene Ontology annotation, biological process: cellular response to hydrogen peroxide. The record is from RefSeq and is a predicted model, not a curated record.